CUCGAUCCAGUAGCAUAACAAGCGUCUGGUGGAAAAACUGUAUCUCGGUGGAACGUACUUUCUUUCGCCCGUUUACUGGAACAGUGAGCGCAACAAACCGAGUUUUACUCGAAGUUGGAAUUUACGUGAAGUGAAAGAAGAGUGAAGGUCCUUUAUCAGUGAGCUUCACAGAGUCCUUUUAUGUAAGAAGACAGUGCCGGAGAGACGUGGGACAGAGACUGGAGGAGGAGAGACACUGGGAGCCACACAGACUUGUGUCCUGGACCUGUGCUCGUGUUAUACAGUCGAGUCGAGACAUCGUCUCCUUCAUCCGGACACAGGGAAUAAACUUGAGGGGAGGAGAAAAAUCGAUCGAGACGUUUUCCACUUGUCUUGGUGUAGACACGCGCAGGUGUUGGAGCUGAAUCAUGGAGGCCAUUGCCAAGUAUGAUUUCAAUGCGACUGCUGAUGAUGAGCUGAGUUUUAAACGAGGAGAAAUCCUAAAGGUAUUAAAUGAAGAAUGUGAUCAGAACUGGUACAAGGCAGAGCUGAACGGCAAAGAUGGCUUCAUCCCCAAGAAUUACAUAGAAAUGAAGGCGCACCCGUGGUUCUUUGGGAGGAUUCCUCGGGCAAGAGCAGAGGAGCUGCUGAACAAACAGAGGCAUGAUGGAGCUUUCCUUAUUAGAGAGAGCGAGAGUGCGCCUGGGGACUUCUCCCUGUCUGUGAAGUUCGGCAAUGAUGUGCAGCAUUUCAAGGUGUUGCGCGAUGGAGCAGGAAAGUACUUUUUGUGGGUUGUAAAAUUCAACUCCCUCAACGAGCUGGUGGAUUACCACCGCUCCACUUCAGUCUCUCGAAACCAACAGAUCUUUCUACGUGACAUCGAGCAGGUGCAUCAGCACCCCUCAUAUGUGCAGGCCCUAUUUGACUUUGACCCUCAGGAGGAUGGAGAGCUGGGCUUCCGUCGCGGUGACUUCAUCCAGGUCCUGGACAACUCGGAUCCUAACUGGUGGAAGGGUGCAUGCCAUAGCCAGACAGGCAUGUUCCCGCGCAAUUACGUCACACCUGUCAAUCGGAACAUGUAAACAAUAAAAGUAUAGGUCCCUUUUUUUCCAAACACACACACACACACAACGCCCCUCCUCAAAUAAGCCUAAAUGUCCCCCUCUGCCUCAACACCCUGUGUUUUGCAGAGUGAAAAGAGAAAAAUGGAAACUGAAAAAAAUGGAGGGAAAAAAAAAGGUUUAGUAAAGUGUUUCAUUUCUCCAGUGACGUACGGGCAAAAAUCACUGCUGAUUCCUGAGAAUUAUUGAUUGCAUCACUAUGUAUGAACGCUUGCAGCCAGGGUCUAAUGAGCUCAAGCUUAGUGCAACACCACGCAAAUUAACACCAAAACAAUCCUCUGUGUAGAUUUCCCCUGCUCCGUCUGCCUCCCCAUCUUCUCUUUUUCAAUACCUUUUCAUUGAAGUGCAUUUUUCCUUUCAUUAAGUUUUGGCUGCAUGUUUUAAUGGCAUUGUAACAGGAAAUCUUGAGGCCAUUUUAUGUUUAACAAAAGGAAAAAAAAAAAAAAAACACCACACAUUAGAUAGAUGUCAUUUAAAAAAAAAUCUGAUGCUAAUUACAAGUUAAAGUCUGAAAUAACAGGCACAAGAACUUUUUACAUCAGUUUUUGGCCAUGAAAAUAUACAUAGAGAGAGAAUCCAUUUUUAAGAAGAUAUAUAUUAUAUAUUUGUAUGUGUUUUUGUCUUUUUAUCUUUCCACACAUUGUUUGUUCAGAUGUAAAUUAUGUUCAGUUGUUUUUGGACGAAGCGGAGUAGCUCUGGGACAUGCUGAAUCGUCAGUAUAAUUUUUGAUGAAUUAUAAUCUGAUUUCUCAGAUACAUCAGCAUGCUAUUUAACUCGCCACAUAGUCCGUUUGGAGAAAAGAAAAGUUAGCGUUGGAGCUGCAUCUUCUUAAACGUAACUGUUUAUCAGGACUCUUUCAGUGACGUGCAGGUAAGAGCCAUUUUAUCCUGCAGGAGUUUGUCUAAUGUGAAAUUGUUGUGAGGCCAGCCACCAUUCAAAGCCAAGGUAUUUACUGCAACCCAUCCCCCCCCCACUCCACCCCGGGCCGUGAAUGUAGCUGACUUUAGACCUUAGAAAUGAGCAUGAGGGAAGUAAGGUCACUGUCCUGAACCACACACUUGCUCAAGAUUUCAGAGGCGCAUCUAUUUACAGUGUCAUGACCAUGUAUGCAUACACAUGAUACAAUAUGCACUAGGCGUGUAUACACAUUUUAAACAGAAGAUUGAUCUUUCAUUAUGAUGUAUUUCGCCAGUCCCAAAACUGGCACCAAUAAUACCAGUAUGCGAAACCAUAGAGUCUGUAUGUGAAUAGUAGAGAUCAGCUUUACUGAUGUAACUCUUGUUUUGUUUUGUUUUUCCCCUUCUCUCCAUUAGUAUUGUGUGUUUCGAGCACUUUGUGUCAGCAAUUUUGAUUCCUUUGUUUUAUGUAAGUUUUUUUUUUUUUUUUUUUUCCCUCCUCCAACAAUUUUUGUUAUUGUUCUUUCUGGAUUAGUGCCUUUUUCUCUGGUGUCCGUGUCUCCAGCCUGCAGCUUUGGCCUGUGUGUUGGUCAGUCCCACAGUGAGAGGCAGUGAAACACCAUUAUUUCCUUGUACACACUUCCCCAUUCGACACUCAGCACCAGUGUCUACAUGGAACCAAUCCUUCCUAUUUAAAUGUCUCACCUUCUGUUACUUAAAGAACAGGUUUUGAGCGUUUCUUUUUGUUAUUGUUUUUUGGGGGGCUUUUUUUUUUUUAAUUUGCUUUUUUUUUCCAAAAUUAAUAAAAAAUGAAAUUCUAAAAA
Messenger RNA from Neoarius graeffei (lesser salmon catfish), 2820 nucleotides. RefSeq names its product growth factor receptor-bound protein 2b (gene grb2b). The record is from RefSeq and is a predicted model, not a curated record. The transcript is spliced from 6 exons. Gene Ontology annotation, molecular function: protein binding. NCBI's taxonomy places the organism in Eukaryota, Metazoa, Chordata, Actinopteri, Siluriformes, Ariidae. Bases 408 to 1061 code for a protein of 217 amino acids.